Molecule: messenger RNA, 7001 nt
Organism: Schistosoma guineensis
Lineage: Eukaryota; Metazoa; Platyhelminthes; Trematoda; Strigeidida; Schistosomatidae
Source: the annotation of a GenBank genome assembly
GCGCAGUGUUGGACUUAAAAUAAACGCGGGAAGUAUUUGUUUUCGUCUAAUUAUGAUGUUGAAUAUAAUUCAUCACUAGUGGAUCUUAAAUGAACUUAAUUAAGCUUUUUGUACGUGGACAUGUACAUGGAAUUACUUCGCUCUUCAUUUAUCCUUCCUUACUAACCAGGUAUAAUAUCUGGUCAGGAUAAUUUCAAUUAAUGUACUUUAUACUGUUGAGUUACGUGCUCAUCGUAAUUCUGUGGACUGUAGAUUGCAAAGAUGAACCUCGAAAGCCUUUGUUCACUGAAUAUCCUAGAGAUGCAUUUCCGCUUCAUCGUCAACAACUUAGGUUGUUUUGUCGUGCUGAGGGCGAACCUAUAGUCUCCAUCACUUGGUAUAAAGACGGGAAAGUUGUUGAAACUCAACGGCAUAAACCAGGUACAUCUAACAGAAUUACAAAUGCUGGCGAACUUCUUUUCCUUUCAUUCAGUGAAGAGGAUGAGGGUCACUACUAUUGCAAUGCAUCGAAUGUCCAUGGUUGGACUAGUUCACCUUCCGCUCUUGUGAAAGCUGCAUUUUUUGAUGCCAGUAGUGCGUCUGGUCCUGAAAGUAAGUCUGCCCAUUUCGGUCAGACAGUUUUGUUGGAGUGCAUCCCACCCAUCGGAUCACCAUCCCCUACGGUGUACUGGAAACAUAAUAAUCAGAAAAUAGUUGAUAGUUCACGGACUAGGGUUAUGGAAAGCGGGGGCCUGAGAAUUGAUGGCGCUAAACGUCAAGAUUCUGGGACAUAUCAGUGUCUUUCUGAGAAUUCUGCUGGUCACUGGGAAAGUAAGUCAGCUACACUCACUAUUCGUCGUAAACCUCGUUUUAAAUUUACGCCGAUGAGCAAGCAAGCUGUUGUUGGGGAUUCUGUAGAAUUUCAGUGUUUGGCUUCUGAAGAUCCCAAUUCUACAAUUUUAUGGAGACGAGAAGGCAACAAGAUUAUUCAAGCAUCUUUAAUUGAUAGAAAGACACUGCGUAUAGAGCAUGUUCAGUUAUCCGACGCCGGUGAUUAUAUAUGCGAGGCGAAAAAUGUUGCCGGUAAUGUAGAGGCUGUCGCACAUUUAUCUGUAGUUUCGCCACCAAUAUUCGUGAUCACACCAGAGGAUAAAACAGUACCACUUGGUGGACAUGUUUCAUUUGAUUGUCUAACUUCUGGGUCCCCACCUCCUAGCGUCAGGUGGUUACAUGAUAAAUUCUCAUUCUGGGUACCAAAGCCGAGUGAGAAACCACUACAAGCGGGCAGGUACUCGGUGUUUCCUAAUGGGACACUCUUCAUAAACUCAACUAUGCUAUCUGAUGCAGGAUUAUUUGAAUGCAAAGCAUCACAAAAAGCCGGUAUUGUCAAGUCAACAGCUCAGCUUUUCAUCGAGUCUGUUGUGAUAUCCCUACCGCUUAUCGAAAUCGGACCCCAAAAUCGGACAUUUUUUCAAGGGAUGGUUGCAACUUUACCGUGCCACUCAACUGUUCUUCAGUAUACUUUACAAGUUUCAAACUCAUUAGUGCAUUCCAACAUUGAUACAUUCACACCUAUUGUAACACAGUGGUUAGUUAAUAAUUCUGCUGUUUCCACUAGCUCUAAUCCUCGAGUUGUGAUAUUAAAUUCCGGAUCUCUUCAGAUCAAUGCUCUUCGUGUAUCAGACACUGGUUUUUACACCUGUGAAGUUGAAGUUCAAGAUUCUUCAUCUUUUUCAAGACGCUCUACAUCACGGACUUCUUUCGUACAAGUAAUUCAAGGGGGUUCAUCUGGAAGCAGCACGUACCUGUUGCCUGGAGAUGAAGGUGAUUUGUUGUUGCCGGAUCCCCCAAAAGAUGUUAAAGUCACUAAUAUUGGUGAUACAUGGGUUGUGCUGAAUUUAAUUAACGAUUAUUCUGUCGGGGACGUUAUAAAGAAGCGUAGCCUUGGUGAGAAUGUAUUUAUAACAGGUGUGCAAGUGGAAGUAACAGAGUUCAACACUUCUAAUGGUUGGCGUGUUGUGGAAUCAUCUGGUCCAUAUAAUCCGGUUCGUGUAAACGGUUUGUUACCACAGACUGGUUACCACAUUCUUGUCCGCUACAUGAAUCAUUAUGGAGUGGGUAAACCUUUCAUUCUGAAUAAAUUGGUGUUUACUAAAAUUUCUGAAUCAACACGUAACUAUCUCCCAACUGAGUUGGUCGUAAAAUUGCAGUCUGUAGACUUUAGUCCUCUACAUGUUAGAGCGAUUUCACCUUCUGAGUUGUUGGCAGAGUGGUUCCUAUGUGGUCCAUCAGAUGUUUUGGUUCUUAUUACCGGCUUUAAAGCAACUUACCGCAGUGUACCAAUGUCUAGGUGCAUAAAUUCUAACAGCAAUAAUAAUGGAUAUUACAUCAAAGAGAGCAUCACGCAUUAUCCUAAAGCAGACCACAAUUCAUGUGCCUUUAAAGACGAAUCUAUGGAAAAUCUAUUAGACUCUUAUGAAGAUGACCUAACUCCGUGCAGUUUACCAAGGAUUUCAAAACAGCAAUCGCUUGACUGGAACCCACCUAGUUUUCUAAAUGGUGAAAAGGUUGAUUACUACAUCCAUGUAGGUGUGACUACUACAAGUAUAAAAAUGGCGAUUAGUAAUUUACGACCUUUCAUAUGCUACGCUAUUCGUAUUGAAACAUUUGUUGACCAUCCAGAUCAUAGCAGGAUUUUCUCACAGAAAAGUCAGGUUUCAGUUGCUCUUACAUAUGACAGCACACCAACAGGUGCACCACAAAUAACAAAUGUCCGUUGGCUUAAAAAUGGAACUGUACUUCAACUUGAUUGGAAUCCACCAAAUGAAUGGGAGCGUGGAGGUAUUUUAACGGGAUAUUCUUUAAAAAUAUUAAGUACUGCACUAAAACUUAGUCGUACUGUCAAUAUGGGGAUUGAACAGUCAUCUUUUCAUAUUUAUGAUCUCGAUCCAUGGUCUAAUUAUACACUUUAUCUAUCUGCAGUUACUUGUCAUGGUGAAGGGGUUAGAUCACUACCGGUUUACAUUUUUGCAUAUCCUACACGAGGUCAUUUUCCAGAAUUAGGUGUAGCACCAUCCAAGUUCUCAGUAAUGAAUCCGAAUCUGUAUGAAUCUGGAAAUAUUUUCCGGAGGGUUUUGUAUGACGGAAGGAGCCUAUAUCCAGGAAGUCCAUCACCACAGGGGCUUAGUGAACAAAUGAAUUCUAAAACUACCAAUAUUCACGAAGAAAAGGGUAGCCUUACCAGAGAACCGUGGUUCAUUGUUAGUGCAGUUAUGUUUAGUGUACUUUGGGUAAUCAUUUGUCUCGCUCUUAUCAUAUACGGACGACACAGAAGCGAGCGACAAAGGCGCCGACAUGCUGUUUUAGAUGUGAUGGAUGCUGAAAUAAUUGCCAAAAAUGGACGUCUUGGCGUUGUUGAUUCCACACAGGGAGCGGGUACAGCUUCGCCUCCGAUUUACAUGGGUAAUUUUUCUACUUCCACGGAGACAGAAGCUACAUCUCUUACUUUGGUGGAACCUCUCUCUGUAAAUGCAUCUAUGAUAUCUGACAGAAACCAUGCACCAAAAUUGUGCGAUCCUAUAUUUUGUGAGAAAUCUUACGGAAAUGGUUUUACUCGUCCAAUGGACCCAUCAUACUCUGUAUCUAUGGCCAAUGGAUUUUCCUUAACAAAUGAUGGAAGUUUACAGUCAGUGCCAACAUAUUUACCACAGUACCCUCUUGGUAAUCCAGUGUUGUCUAUAGAUAACUUAAAGAAUCAUUCAUACAAUAAUCCGGCUGUCAUAGUUCCAAAUAUCCCAGUUGGUAGUGCUCAAUUGUUAUCUGGAGGCACUCAUUGUCCAUCAGAGCUUAUGCACAAUGGUACAACUCAUUUAUUACCGAAUGGAUGUUUACCUUUGCCUCCUACUCAUAGUUCACAUAAUCCAUCAUCAGAAGAUCAUGCUACACCGUAUGCUAGUGUAUCAGUGAUUCAACCUGUAAUAUUUGAUCAUGCACCUAUGGAUUAUGGUGUUAUGCAACAGGCGGCACGUGGUAGACAACUGUCACUUGCAGAUAUUAUACCUCCUCCUCCAGACUACCCACCUCCGUCACUUCCGUCUUUCUCUCCGGUUCCACAUCAUUUUACAAGUUGGUCUCUAGGUGACGCACCUUGUUCGGGUAGCGGUGAGGAUUCAGCCUAUAGUGAUUUUCGACAAUCAUCAUCUCAACAUCAAGGUGGUUGUGACGUUAAUGGUGGUAGUGGUCCGCCUGUUUCUUCUUCAAAUCACAACUGGUUAACAUCACAACAUGAAAGUAAUAGUGCUCUUCCAAUAUCUUCACAUUCUCUAUCAAAAACCAGUGGUCUCUCAUCAGAGUGGCCUAAUCAUGAAAGUCUGUCAACACCUCAUUCUACAGAUCAACAUAUAUUUGCUCAUCAUCCUUCAACAUCAUUAUCAACGAUACAACCUUCACAUGUGGCAUGUUAACAAAAUUGACUGAUAAAUAAUCAUAUACUUUUUUCUUUAAAGGAAGGUAAGUUACACUUCCUAUUCCUAUGCAUCUUUGUUACUCUUUAAUCCGAUACUCUAUGUUCAAUCAUUAGUUUUCUCCUUCUUGUCCUUUUUUUCUUCUUUCUUCUGUUUAUUGUCUUUUGUUGUUGUUCAUGCUGUUUUUUUUCUUUUCUUGUAUCAUUAUCACCAACAUCAGCGUCAUCAUUAAAUGUUGUGGAUUUAAGUUAGUCAUUUUGUGGUUGAUUUAUAAUGUUUGAUUAAAAUAAUAUGGUGAUUAGAUUUCAUAUUGAGAUAUCCACAUAUGUACAUGUAUACGUUAUUAUUAUUAUUAUUAUUAUUGUUGCUAUCAUUAAAGAUUGUACGGGCAUAGACAUAUAGGUUUGUAGACUACAUGUCAUUUGUAUUGUAAAUUACGUGGGGAUUGUGACGCGGGGGACAAGAGAAACAGGAGACUAACAACAAAAAUAACGACUAUAUAUUUAUAGUGCGUGUGCGUGUGUCUAAGGCUUUCAGACAUUGUUUACUGCUUGUUUUCUUUGUUUUUUUUAUGGUUUUGCAACUUCUUCAGGCAUUUCCGAUAUAACUAUAAUAAUAAUAAUAAUAAUUUUGUCGUCAUUAGAUGAAUGAAUAAAUAAACAAAUAUUAUUACUAUUACUGUAAUUAGUAUUAUUAUUAUUAUUAUUUGUGUGUGUGUGUGUGUGUGUGUGGAAGAUGAUGAUUCGCUUAGUUUCUAUCAUUAUUUUGAGAGAAAACAGAAAAAAACAGAGAAAAAAAUAAACUUUAUUUUUUAAUUAUUUUUACUUCAUUUAUUCAUUCAAUUAUCAAUGUUGUUCUAUUGUUACCGGUUUCAAAUGAUUUCUUCUUCUUUUUUUUUAACUGAUUAUUUCCCUGAAUCCAAUUCAUAAAUGAAUAUGUGUUUAUUCAAUUAAUUGAAUCAAUUAUUCAUUCAUUUUCUAUUAUGUUAUAGUAUGAACUAUGAAACAAGUAGAAUGAUAUGUAAAUCUCUGAAUUUUUUUUUGUUGACAAGAUUUCUUCUUUCCUUUUUUUGUCAUGAUGAUGUAAUGGAAUAGGGUUUCUUUUUCUUUUCUUUCUUUUUUUCGUUUUUUUACUCGAUGAUGUAUUCAUCUACGAUAUAUUUUCUUUUCGGUUUUGGUGAAUGGUUAUUUUCGUUUAAUAUUUAUCCAAUUCAUAUAAGUGUAUCUAUGCUUGGAUUAUUAUGUUUAUGAUCUCGUAUUGUUUUCCUCUCUCUCUCUCUCUCUCUUUCUCCCCCUCUCUUUGGUUUUAAUUUCUAUACAAUGUUUUGUUGUAUUGUGAAUGCAUAUUUGUUUUAUUCAUGUAUAUUGUUUGUACUGCUGAUACAUAUUAUACAAAUUAUACAAUAAUAAUAAUAAUAAACUAUAACCAAGUAUUGGUACAUUCCAUUAAUUCAUUGAAUAUUCUAUGAAUCUAUUCAAUUGGAAUGUUUAUAUAUGUUGUUCUCAUUUUGCUUAUUCUUAAAUUGCUCAUUACACUUUAUAUAUUAUCCAUAUAUUUUUGUAUAGGAAAAAUGAAAUUUUAUCUUACAUUUUGUUUUGUUGUGUUCUUUUGAUCAUUACUUCGUGUGUGUGUGUGUGUGUUUGGGUUUGUGUGAAACCAUACCUCUCCUAAUGAUGUUUACUAUCUUCGUUUUAUCCUUAGAUAUAUAUACACAUAUAUAACAAUAUUACAUCCUUGUUUUCUUCUACUAUACUUUGAUUUUUCAAUGAAAUUCUUACUGUCUUCUGUGUUAUUUUGUUGUCAUUAGAUCAUGCACAAAUAGUGUUAUUAGUUCAGCAUGGUAACUGGUAUAUAUAUAUAUAUAUAUAUAUAUAUAUAUAUAUGCCUUUGCGUACCUACCACACACAGCUGUAUGUGUGCACAUGAAUGUGACAAUGAAAUAACCGUAUAUGUACAUGUUGUAUAUUUAUUUCUCUAAUACUUUUCUUAAUUGUUUGUUUGUUUUCUUUCCUGAUAGCUUUUACCUCAUAUUCCCUCUAUCUCUAUCUUAAUUCUUCUUCUUCUUACUAUUAUUAUUAAAUAGGGUUAAAUUGAACAAUGCUUUACACUUCAUUUUUAGUGAACAAUCAGUCAAGCUUAUAAUUACUAUGGAUAAAUCAACUAUUUCUAUUAAUUUAGUGCAUUAUAAUAACACUUAUUAUUGCUAUUACUACUUAAAUGCUCCAAAUCAUAUGGAUAAUAAUAGUUAUUAUUAUUAUUAUUAUUAUUAUUAUUAUUACUCUAUUUAAUAUUGUAUGCUUUUUCUUUAAUUUUCAAUUCACCGAUGACAUUUGAUUUGAAUGGCGAAUACAUGAACACAACAAGACAAUUGUAUAAUGAAUAUCUCUCUCUAUAUAUAUCUGGAUAAAUAUACAUGCAUUAAUUUACUGCAAAUUAGAGUUGUCAUUGUGUUCUCUUCUUUUUAUCUCUAUAGUAUUUCAAGUGUACUAAGAUCGAUGAAGAGUGGAUUAUUAUUAUAGAAGUCAUUUGUUGUUCAUUAGUUAUAUGUUUUGAUUUCAU